Messenger RNA from Apodemus sylvaticus (European woodmouse), 3727 nucleotides. It is a transcript of the gene Ptges, whose product is annotated as prostaglandin E synthase. The coding region runs from base 84 to 545 and encodes 153 amino acids. The transcript has 3 exons. Lineage: Eukaryota; Metazoa; Chordata; Mammalia; Rodentia; Muridae. Gene Ontology annotation, molecular function: prostaglandin-E synthase activity. The record is from RefSeq and is a predicted model, not a curated record. Gene Ontology annotation, cellular component: membrane. Gene Ontology annotation, biological process: prostaglandin biosynthetic process.
CUCCUCUCCGUAAGCCUCCUUGUGGGACAGUCUCACUCUCAGUCCGGGUGUUCCCUAGUUGAAGCCCGGGCCGGCCAGCCGAAAUGUCUUCCCUGGGCCUGCGGAUGGAGCACAGCCAGGUGCUCCCGGCCUUUCUGCUCUGCAGCACACUGUUGGUCAUCAAGAUGUACGCGGUGGCGGUCAUCACAGGCCAAGUCAGGCUGCGGAAGAAGGCUUUCGCCAACCCUGAGGAUGCACUGAAGCGUGGAGGCCUGCAGUAUUACAGGAGUGACCCAGAUGUGGAGCGUUGCCUCAGAGCCCACCGCAACGACAUGGAGACAAUCUACCCUUUCCUCUUCCUCGGCUUCGUCUACUCCUUCCUGGGACCCAACCCUCUGAUCGCCUGGAUACAUUUCCUCGUUGUCCUCACAGGCCGUGUGGUACACACCGUGGCCUACCUGGGCAAGCUAAACCCACGCAUUCGCUCCGGGGCCUAUGUCCUGGCCCAGUUCGCCUGUUUCUCCAUGGCCCUGCAGAUCCUCUGGGAAGUGGCCCACCAUCUGUGACCAGCGACUGAAACCUCCUCAGCUACCACAGCGGGGAUGGAGCCAUGAAGGCUGAACCUGAGGACUCGGUGUCCCUUCUAGACUAGGGAUGGGUGCAGGUCCUGGGUUCCUGGCUAACCUCGGUGUGUGGCUCUCUGCACACAGUGUGCACUUGUGUGUCUCCUAGCCUUUCGGGAUCCUGAGUGAAGUGCCUGAUUAGGACCACUUAUGGAUGAGCUGUCGAGAUCGACAGAACUUCCUUGACCUCACAAAAUGCCUUAAACAUCACCCUACACUCCCUCUUACUCAUAAAAGAAAGGGCAGAGGAUUGUCCGACAGAGUCAUCAUUCCAUAUAGGGCUAAAAAUGAAGGCUUCUCAGACCUACCUACAGCCUACCUACAAUUCUGGUCCAGCCAGAGGAGACACCUGGCUGGUGUGUGUCCGAGGACGUCCUCACAAGAGGCCCAGCAGUGGCCAGCUCCCUGUUUUUUCAGUGGUGGGCAGGUCAGAGCCUCCCUGUCCCCUGUUGAUACCUCCCUGUGUCGUUUGAGUGUCUUAGGUAGCACAGGCUCAGGGUAGUGAGAGUGUUCAUAGCUCAGCCUGCUUGUGGGCUACCCAGCCUUGGCUCCUUCAAAGACUGAAAGUUAAGGAUGGCUUUGACCAGCUGCUGAAAAGGAACUUUGGGCUUCUUCAGUAUCUGCGAGGUUUGAAGAUGCCAAAUGUCUACUCCUGUGGAAAAUCUCACUUGUGUAUGUGUGGUGUCCCUCCAGGGUCCUGCCCAGGUUUAGUCAUUAAACAGCAGAGUGUGACCUGUGAAUGUUCGGUGUCUAAGUCCCAUGCUGUCCCAGCUGGCCUGGUGCCUACUGGGAAUUUCCAGGUUCUGAUGUGCAUGUGUUUACCUUUUGUGAGACAAGAUCUCCCUUAGCCCAAGUUGGCCUCAAGGUUACCAUGUAGUCUGGACAACCUUGAGCUAACAGCCUACCUGUCCUAAGUGCUGAGAUUACAGGCCUGCACCACCACAGUGCCAAGCCAGCGCAGGCGACUUCUUUGUAGAAAUCACACUCCGCCAGGCUGCUCCAGAGAAGUCCUUCUUCAGCAAGGAGCUCCCUGACAAGAUGAUGUUUGGCUUGGGAUCCACGGGUGUCCAAAUCCUGCCUGCCAAGUGGUGACUCUUCCUGCAGCUCUGUCACCUAGGAGGAGGCUGGCUUUCUGCUCUACAGAGAUGUGACCACCUGCAGGUACAGGGUCUGCUCCAGAACCUGGUGUGCCAGGUUCCUAGGCUUUCCAGCCAAGGCCUAGCCACACUACCUCUCCUCCCUGCAGGGCAAGCCCUGUGCCCCAGACCUGCUCCUUGGGCUUGGGGAGGGGUUUUUGCUGGAAAGCCCCCUCCCCCUUCCCCCCUUUCCCCCCAGGCUUCAGCCUCUCAAAGUCGGGGAUGGUGUACAGGAAGUGAACAGCACUGCCCUCUGGUGGUGAGAUGAAACCUUUGCUCUUGAAGUGCCCAUCUGAGAGAACAAAAACUGUAGAUGGGGGGGGGGGGGGGCCCUCUUGAGUGUCAUCUGUCACUGAACAUUAGGCUGGAAGUGACCUUCAUCUGUCAUUGCCCCCUCCCAAUGCCCCAAUUAAUACUUAAAAUAAUUUUAAGAAGGAGGCAUUUCUGCAUUUUAGAUAUGACCAGGCGAAUUCAGGUGAAAGUUUUUUUUUUUCAGCAUUUUAAUUUUAUAUAGAUGGGUGUUCUGUAUAAAUGUAUGUCUGUAUCAUAUGUGUACCUGGUGCCCAUGGAGGCCAGAAGAGGGUGUUGGAUCUGGAGUUACAGUUGUGAGUCACUGUGUCAGUGCUGGGACUUGAACCUAUGUUCUUUGAAGAGCGGCCAGUGCUCUUAACCACCGAGCCAUCUUUCCAGAUCCAUUUUAGCUUUCUAGAUGAGAGAUUCAGGGGUCCAAGAAGACUUGACCUGAAUUCCCGGGCUAGGACAAUUGAAACUUUGCAAGGUGGGGCCCAGGAAAGAUAGGGGUUGAGAGGUCCAGGCAGGGCAGAUGAAUAUUGAUCUAUUUCAGUGUUUUCCUCUCAGGAAGGUGGAAUUGUGAGAGCCAGGUAUUCUAGUAAGAACCUGCCAGUUGCCUGGUGCAGAACGCAUAUCACCCACAAUGUCUGCCUGCUGUGGGGCCUGCAAGAUGGAGGCCAGGGUCUGCUGUUUUGUUGUUCUUGCCUGUUCCCUGGCACUGCAGUGGGAAAGGCAGCAAGCAAGGGACAGUGACAGCCUCAUGUGGAGUAAGAAGGUCCUCUGAUCCCUGCUGGGCUGUCCAAUGGAGGGGGGGGGGGUGUCACUCUGAUGCUGACCAGGAAGUGUAAAGAGAUUCAAGUGUGCACACCUUUAAUCCAGCAUCCAUGGGAGAUGACAGGCAGAAGAAUGUCCGAGUUGGAAGCCAGCCUGGUCUACACAGUGAGUCCUUGUCUCAAAAACAAAGAAGUUAGCACAGGUAUGUCAUGGUAUGAAGUUAGAAUUUGAGGAGUGUGAAGUUGGGACCAUUAAGGUGGUCAGGAGUUCCCUUGCUGUGUUCAAAGUCGGAGAGAGGUGGGGACAGCGGUUGGGAGGUGGGGACAGUGGUUGGGCAGCUGGCAGGAACAGAGACAGGACCUAAUGGCCUAUUCUGGUCCAGCCCUCAUGGUAGGGGAUGCAGGGAGUGAUCUCCUGGCUGCAAAUCUGGGCUCAAGACAGGUGGUCCAGCCCACAGCACAGGGCAGAGCAUUGUCCAGGGAGGCAGCUUGGUGGUACCAUGUGCCGAUCCAGCUGGAGGCUGCAACACACAGCGCCUGUAGCCUCAAGCCCUGCUUCCACACCAGUAUCUCUCACUUCCUUAUUUUCUGACCUGGUCUCUUGUCUGAGAUCAUUUGUGGUGGUUUGAAUAGGAAUGACCCCCCCAGUUGACUCAUGUUUGAAUGCUUACCCCAGAAGGAGAUGCAUUAUUAAGAGGCGUGGCCCUGUUGGAGGAGGUGUGUCACUGUCAAGGUGGACUUUGGGGUCUCAUAUGCUCAAGAGAGCCUAGUGGGUAGUCUCCUGCUGCCUUCAGAUCAAGAUGUAGAACUCUGAGCUCCUUCUCUAGCACCAUGUCUGCCUUCAGGCCAUGCUUCCCACCAUGAUGAGAAUGGACUGAACCUCUGAACCUGUAAGCCAGCCCCAAUUAAACACUUUCCUUUGUAA